AUGUAUGGAGACUUGGGUAUUAAACUGGUCCAACAUGCCAAAAGGACUCAGAAACUCGAGCAUCUCCCAGCAUACCAAACCGAAAUCGUACGAGCGGUAACCCGGGAGGUACGAGAUUUAGACAAGGACGUGUCGAAUAUACUUCAGUCCCACAAUGGUUCAAUAGAUCCAUCUGCCGAUCCUGCUACUGCCUGUACAUUGCUUGUUGACCAUCUCUGUAUGCGCCGGAACAAGCGAUGUCUUCUCGCCUACCACCGUACACGGACUGACAAGUUGGAGGAAAUGGUAUGGAGCGGCAACGAUGUUUCCGAUCUCGCAGAGCAGCAGCAGAGGCCUGGCAAUGGCCAAGGGUCUGCUGCAGACUUAGGGAACGUGGAAGGAAAUAGUAGCAGCCUAAGCCCCGAAGAGGAGGAGUAUGUGAGGCAGUACAGUGACUUGCUCGCUGCGUUCAAGGGUCAAUGGACAGACAUAGACUUGACAGGAAGUCUCGAACCCCCACGCGAUUUGUUCAUUGACGUGAGAGUGCUGAAGGACGCAGGUGAAAUUCAGACAGAAUAUGGUACCAUCAAUCUCACGAAGAACUCGCAAUUUUACGUUCGCCAAGGAGACGUAGAGAGGUUGAUUUCUCAAGGAUAUCUGCUGAAGCUUAGCUGA
This is a messenger RNA of Glarea lozoyensis ATCC 20868, 654 nucleotides long. RefSeq lists its product as uncharacterized. The record is from RefSeq and is a predicted model, not a curated record. Bases 1 to 654 code for a protein of 217 amino acids. Gene Ontology annotation, cellular component: GINS complex. Gene Ontology annotation, biological process: DNA replication; DNA strand elongation involved in mitotic DNA replication. The transcript has 3 exons. NCBI's taxonomy places the organism in Eukaryota, Fungi, Ascomycota, Leotiomycetes, Helotiales, Helotiaceae.